This is a messenger RNA of Pleuronectes platessa (European plaice), 849 nucleotides long. Its product is annotated as peptidyl-prolyl cis-trans isomerase. The transcript is spliced from 5 exons. Gene Ontology annotation, biological process: protein folding; protein peptidyl-prolyl isomerization. Gene Ontology annotation, molecular function: peptidyl-prolyl cis-trans isomerase activity. Gene Ontology annotation, cellular component: intracellular membrane-bounded organelle. Lineage: Eukaryota; Metazoa; Chordata; Actinopteri; Pleuronectiformes; Pleuronectidae. Bases 116 to 610 code for a protein of 164 amino acids. The record is from RefSeq and is a predicted model, not a curated record.
UGUUGUUAGCUCUUAGUUCAGCUUGAGCUGAGAGACAGUGAGUCUGACAAGUUGGCAGGAUUCACUUCAAGUUCAACUUUUACAUUAUAACCAACACAGAGGCAGGUUUGUGAAAAUGGCGCGGCCUAGAGUUUUCUUUGACAUCACUAUUGAUGGCGCUGCUGCUGGUAGGAUUGUAAUGGAGCUGCGGGCUGAUGUGGUCCCAAAGACGGCAGAGAAUUUCCGUGCUUUGUGCACUGGAGAGAAAGGUUUUGGCUACAAGGGCUCUUCGUUUCACCGCAUCAUCCCUACAUUCAUGUGCCAGGGUGGAGACUUCACCAAACACAAUGGAACUGGAGGCAAAUCCAUCUACGGAGAGAAGUUUGCUGAUGAGAACUUCCAGUUGAAACACACAGGCAUAGGGACACUGUCGAUGGCUAACGCUGGGCCCAACACCAACGGUUCCCAGUUCUUCCUCUGCACAGCUAAAACUGCCUGGCUGGACGGGAAGCACGUGGUGUUUGGCAGCGUCGUGGAGGGAAUUGAAGUUGUCAAGGAAAUGGACAAGCGCGGCUCACAGGGUGGUACUCCUAAAAGCAAGGUUGUCAUCGCUGACUGUGGCCAACUAUAGUCUAACUCACUCAAUUCCUUCCUAUCAGAUGUAUCCAUAUCAUUCACAUUCCAAUUAGUUGUUGAGAUGGUGCAUAUCUAAAAUAUCAAUACAAGAAAAAACUCUAAAAAUAAUUGUCCAAUAUUCACUGUGUCAUCUGUCAUACCUUCCAGUUUGUCCUUGAAGGGCCUCAUUUAUGAACAAAAUCUGACUUGAAUUCAGGAUGUUGAUGAUGGAAAUAAAGCAACAUCGCAACCUGA